AUGAGUGUUACUGACAAUGAACUUAUUCAAAGUGGAUCGUUUGACCCAUACAACACGUGGAGGACACUUGUCACUCUCAACCCAGUCGCUGAUUUUGAUCAUAUGAGCGAGGAAGAACGGACUGUUGCUAUUUGUUUGGAGACGUACGAUGGCAAACUUCGAAACUACAGAGGCUCGGUUACUUUUGAUCGAUUUGCAAACACGGCUUCCUAUCACUUUCUCUUGUCCGUCUACCAUGUCAAGGAUGUCAAGAACCCAGGCGGAAAGACGUUGGAAGAGGAGCUGGCCGAUACCAUUGAUAUUAUCCCACUCCGUUUGACAAGUCGAUUCACGUGGUCGACUGAUGCGGAAAAGGUGAAAGACCUCUGA
Molecule: messenger RNA, 369 nt
Organism: Seminavis robusta
Lineage: Eukaryota; Bacillariophyta; Bacillariophyceae; Naviculales; Naviculaceae
Source: the annotation of a GenBank genome assembly